CCCUCAACACACAAACUACAGUGAAAAACAAGCCUUGUUUCUUUGAGCUCGCAUCUCCACAGACCUGACUCUUAUCACCCAGAUACCACCUGAUCACAAGAGUCACAACUUCAACAACAAGUGACUCUGAACAAAUCAAAUGUGACCUUUUUCUCAACACUUGUGCUUAGAAAAGUGACGGCGAUGUCAUCUUCAGGACACUGUGGUGUUUUUGAGCUCAAAUGACGUUCUGUUGUUUUUAUUGUCGUCAUGGUGACGUUGAGUCUCAGCCUUUUCCUUAAACCGUGUUCGAUAUCAGUCACAAACAGUCUAUGGUCACAACACAAACUUAUUCUUCUAGUCCAGUCUUCCUCACCACAUCCUCCUGAAGCCUUCCAAAAUAAAAGCUCUUCACCUCUUUCCUGUCACAAUAAGAGUCUUGACUUUAGUCUGAGUCACUAUUGUUGCUCUGUUUCAGACAUGUCCUCCACCAGAGACCAGAGCUCUGAGGAGAUGUUCAAGUGCUCCAUCUGUCUGGAGGUGUUCUCUGAGCCAGUGUCCACUCCAUGUGGACACAACUUCUGCCGACGCUGCAUCUCUCAGGCCUGGGACACUGAUGGACCCUGCACAUGUCCUGUGUGUAAAGAGAUGUUCCACAGAAGACCACAGCUCAAGAUCAACACGCUCCUGAAGGAGGUGGUCUCAGCGUCUAAGCUGGAGAAGAAGAAGAGCAGCUCUAUGGACAACAAGUCCGUCUUUAAAGAGGUGCAGUGUGACGUGUGCUCUGAGCCCAAGCUGAAGGCCCUCAAGUCCUGCCUGGUGUGUCUGUCCUCCUUCUGUGAGAGCCACCUCCAGCCUCAUCUCACAGUCUCUGGGCUGAAAAGACACCAGCUGAUGGAGCCUGUGGAAAACCUGGAAGACAGGAUGUGUCCCACACACCAGCGCCCCCUGGAGCUCUUCUGUGACACUGACCAGAGCUGCGUCUGUACCGUGUGUGUCCUUCUAGAGCACAAGAACCAUGAGCUGUUGUCUCUGGAGGAGGUGUGUGAGUGCAGGAGGUCCUUUGUGCACAUGGUGGAGCAGAGGAGGCAGAAGAUCCUGGAGAUCCAGAGGCUCCUGGAGCUGAGUGAGACAGAGGCCGUCAGAGAGAGGUCUGCGGGGCUGCAGGUCUUCACUGCUCUCAUGCAGUCUGUUCAGAGGAGUAUGGACCUCUUCUUAGAGGAGCUCCAGGAGAAGCAGAGCCGGAGCCACAGACGAGCCCAGGAUCUGCUGCAGCGGCUGAAGCAGGAGAUCUGUGAUCUGGAGCAGAGCAGCGCUGAGGCCCAACGUCUCUCACGCUCUGAAGACCCCCUCCACUUUCUACAGCGCUGCCCUGCACUCACGCCCCCUGCUGGGCUUAAGGAGUGGAGCAGCGUGAACUUUGAGCCGGAGACGUGUGAGGGCAGUGUGUCCCGGGCUCUGUCUGAGCUGAAGAACAGUCUCCCUCAGGAGUUUAACAAACACUUUAAAGAACUGGCCUCAGAGUCUAAGAAAGCUGAGCUGAGGAGAGCGCAGCAGAGUGCGGUGGAGGUGACUCUGGACCCAGACACGGCUCAUCCUGAUCUUGCUCUGUCUGAAGAUCUCAAACAGGUUCAUGACACUAAUGUGGAGAAGAAACUCCCAGAUUCUCCUCUGAGGUUUGAUCGUGUUGUUUGUGUUUUAGGAAAACAGAGUUUUUCUUCAGGCAGGUUUUACUUUGAGGUUCAGGUCAAAGGGAAAACAGAGUGGGAUUUAGGAGUGGCCCAAGAAUCCAUCAACAGGAAGGGAAAGAUCACUUUAAAUCCUAAACGUGGACUGUGGUGCAUCAUCUUAAGAAACAAAGAUGAGUACAACGCUUGUGCUGGCCCUUCUGUCCGUCUGUUUCCUCAGAGAGCUCCUCAGAAGGUCGGGGUGUUUGUGGACUAUGGGGAGGGUCUGGUUUCCUUUUAUGACACAGAUUCUGCAGAUCUCCUCUUCUCCUUCACUCGCUGCUGCUUCAGGGAGAAACUGUUUCCAUUUUUCAGUCCCGGUAACAAUUUUGGAGGUUCAAACUCUGCUCCUCUGGUCGUCACUGCAGUGGAGACUUUGAGUCGUGACAAAGUACAAAAGUAAAAGUAGUGAACUUAAAGACGGGGAUGUGACUUCUCUGGACUAUUAACUGUAACACAACAGAUUUAGAUCAACAUGUUCCUUUUGUUGUUUUGUCCUCCCUCCUUUUGCUCCUCGUGCUAAGUCACUCCCCCUUCAGAGCCACAUCACAACAUCAGGUUUGUCCGGUUUCUGUGAACAGUUUUGUGUCAUGUUUUUGUACAUUUAUGUCCUGAUGAUUUUGCAUAAUACUUCCUCUUUAAGUCUAAUUUUGAGGUACUUUAUGUGAGUACAUUUUACUCUGGUACUUUUUACUCUGUAUUUUGAACUGGACUGAAAAGAAUCUGAGUUAUUGUCAAGAAAAUAAGAAUUGACAUUGUACUGGUAAAACUCAUCUGUAAUAAAAGUAAAUUCAAAUGCACCAAAUGAAAUAAAUAAAACAUAAAACAGUA
This is a messenger RNA of Boleophthalmus pectinirostris (great blue-spotted mudskipper), 2537 nucleotides long. Its product is annotated as E3 ubiquitin-protein ligase TRIM39-like. NCBI's taxonomy places the organism in Eukaryota, Metazoa, Chordata, Actinopteri, Gobiiformes, Gobiidae. The transcript is spliced from 2 exons. Gene Ontology annotation, biological process: protein ubiquitination. The coding region runs from base 250 to 2109 and encodes 619 amino acids. The record is from RefSeq and is a predicted model, not a curated record. Gene Ontology annotation, molecular function: zinc ion binding; protein binding; ubiquitin-protein transferase activity.